CGCGGCGGCGGGCGGCUGGCGGUUCCAUGGUCUGUCGGCCGGUUUCUCCGGCUGCUCGUCGCUCCGGAUAGGAGAAAAGUUUCGCGUCGGGCCGAACGGACGUGAUCAGCAUGGCCGGCUAUUUACCUCCGUGCGUCAUUGACUGCGGGACUGGAUACACAAAGCUUGGUUAUGCAGGUAACACAGAACCACAGUUCAUCAUUCCUUCAUGUAUUGCUAUCAAAGAGUCAGCCAAAGUAGGUGACCACGCACAGCGAAGAUUGGUGCGGGGAGUGGAUGACCUAGACUUUUAUAUAGGAGAUGAAGCUGUAGAUAAACCUACGUAUGCCACAAAGUGGCCCAUUCGACAUGGUAUAGUUGAAGACUGGGAUCUAAUGGAGAGGUUUAUGGAACACGUGAUAUUCAAAUAUCUGCGGGCAGAACCUGAAGAUCAUCACUUUUUAAUGACAGAACCACCUCUCAACACACCAGAAAACCGAGAGUACCUUGCUGAAAUCAUGUUUGAAUCCUUUAACAUCCCAGGACUUUACAUUGCAGUCCAGGCUGUGCUAGCCUUAGCCGCAUCCUGGACCUCACGGCAGGUGGGAGAACGCACAUUAACGGGCAUAGUGAUCGACAGUGGUGACGGAGUGACCCAUUGUAUUCCAGUGGCUGAAGGUUAUGUCAUUGGAAGUUGUAUUAAACACAUCCCUGUUGCAGGUAGAGAUAUUACCUUCUUCAUUCAACAGCUCUUGAGGGAAAGGGAAAUAGGAAUACCACCUGAACAAUCCCUGGAGACUGCCAAGGCUAUCAAGGAGAGGUACUGUUAUAUCUGCCCAGAUAUAGUUAAGGAGUUUACCAAGUAUGACACAGAUCCUGGGAAAUGGAUUAAGCCAUAUGUCGGCAUCAACGCUAUUAGCAAGCGGCAGUUUGCUGUGGACGUGGGCUAUGAGAGGUUUUUGGGGCCUGAAAUUUUCUUCCAUCCUGAGUUUGCAAAUCCGGAUUUUAUGCAGCCAAUUUCAGAUGUAGUUGAUGAAGUAAUACAAAAUUGUCCCAUUGAUGUAAGGCGGCCAUUGUAUAAGAAUAUAGUUCUUUCUGGAGGUUCAACAAUGUUUAGGGAUUUUGGACGUCGUCUACAAAGAGAUCUAAAAAGAGUAGUGGAUGCGAGAUUAAAAAUUAGUGAACAGCUUAGUGCUGGUCGAAUAAAGCCUAAGCCAAUUGAGGUUCAGGCGAUAACGCACCACAUGCAGCGCUAUGCAGUUUGGUUUGGUGGCUCCAUGUUGGCAUCAACGCCUGAGUUUUACCAAGUGUGUCAUACAAAAAAAGAUUAUGAAGAAUUUGGUCCUAGUAUCUGUCGGCACAACCCAGUUUUUGGUGUCAUGUCAUAAUAACAACUAUGACUGCUUCCAGCAUAGGAAAUAAAGGGCCUGCUGCAAAACAGGAUGGGUGUAACAACUGACACAUUUAUACACUGCUGAAUUGAAAUCUGGGCAUUUGUACCUGGAAUGCUUGUGCUAUAGAGCUGGGCACUGUCUAGACUCAUUUCCAUUAAGCUCACUGUGUGCCAGCUAUUUAUGUUCCAGUAACUGUUCCCUUUACUUAAGCUUGUUAGGCAAAGUGUUUUGGAUCCAAAGUAUAGUACAUAUACUAGUUUUUGUAAAGCAGUGCUGGCAGCGUUAAUCCUCCCUUUCUUCUGAUGAGAUGAGAUGCUUCGAUUAAAGGGAUUUGUUUCCUUUUAUAAAUAUAGAAAGAUAUAUUGCAAAUCAUGUGACAGAGCUGUGUUUAUAUUUCAUAAUUUUUGUAUUCUAAGACUGAAACUGUUUCCUAGCACAAUACUGAUGAGUGUAUUGAUAUAUAUAUAAAUUGAGCAUUUUGGACUUGGAAAUGUGGAGCUCCUUGGCAUCGAUGGUUUGUUUAAAAUAAAAAGUUCCCUCUUGGGUUUUUGUUGUUGGAAUAAAAUUACCCUUAAAUUAUCAGUUUUCAGUUGAGAGUGUUAGUUAUAUCAUGUCUUAAAUGUUGAUGGUGCUUGUAUAGUAAUUUAUUACCAGUGUUUCAGGGUUGUUUACUCUGAGCUAGGAUAUUGAAAGAAAUGUUAAUUAUUUUGAGAUUUUGAUAGUUGGAUGACAUGCUACCUUGCACCAGUCUAAUAAAGAUGCUUCAUAUCCAAA
This is a messenger RNA of Pristis pectinata (smalltooth sawfish), 2147 nucleotides long. RefSeq names its product actin related protein 3B (gene actr3b). Gene Ontology annotation, cellular component: actin cortical patch. The record is from RefSeq and is a predicted model, not a curated record. NCBI's taxonomy places the organism in Eukaryota, Metazoa, Chordata, Chondrichthyes, Rhinopristiformes, Pristidae. Gene Ontology annotation, molecular function: actin filament binding. The coding region runs from base 111 to 1367 and encodes 418 amino acids. The transcript is spliced from 12 exons.